AUGCUAACUCCCCCAUCUGUGAGCGAACAAAUUUUCACGGAGGCGGGGAGUAGGUUCCCCGCUCUGUGAGUCAGUAAACAAAAUUUGCUCUCUCAAGGAGGGGAAAAAAUCCAAUUUGUAAAAAUUAGACAUAACAGAAGAGAAUUAACUAGAGAUUUUAUUCAAAUAUCAUUAUUUAUAUAUCAAAUUAUUAUAUUAAAGCAGUUGUUACACACUAUUAAAGAGGUUUAAUUACCAAAAAUUAGAGAUUUUUUCUAAUUAUUUAACUCAUUUGUGAGGGGGAUUAAGGAGAUUUGCUUCCCUAUUAACUAAAGACCAAUUAGCUGGGCUUAACAGCGCUCUUCCUAGCUGGUCAAUUGUUAAAGACAGGCCAGCAAUUCAGAAAAGGUUUAAUUUUAAAGACUUUAACGAUGUUUGGAAAUAUAUAUAAAUGGCCAGUGGCAAGUAACCCAUCCUCCGAGUGGCUUUUGGUGCAAGAAGCUGCCCAAGGGUUUUGUUAGCCUCGAAGCGAGAGACCCAGCACUAGAUUAGUGGUCUGACUCGAGUAGCAGUUUUUUGCCAGCAGCACCCAGGCCCAGAACGGGUGUCGGAUAGAGGAAGGGCGUCUUACCUACCUAAGCUGCUUUUGUGGCCUGCCCUGAAUCUGCGCAAGCACAUUGAGUUUUUUCCUCGGAGAUGAUCAGGAGAAAAAGGGAAGACAAUCUAGACAGAGACCUCAGGGCUAGUCUCUCCAAUCUAAAAGGGUACCUCAAUGAGACGAUCUGGCCUAAGCUACGCAGGGUUGAGCAAUUGGCACUUGGGUUGGAAAUGGAGGUUCCCCUGCAAAUCUGGUUUGUCCAGAUCAAGAGGGGAAAAUGCCUCUACCGAGUAACAAGGGGUUUCGGUCUGGACUCAAGCUGCCUUGAUAAGUCCACCCACGUUCAUCUGCGGAAUAGACAGCGCUUAAGGAAGUGGGGACUAUAAAUACCCAUCGUAAUCUAGUCUAACGAUGCUUGGGAGUUUAUGAGACUUGUUGCAAAAGUGGCUGAUCAGCAAGAUCACCAUCCUGAAUGGUUCAAUGUCUAUGGAAGAGUUGAUGUAACACUUUCUACUCAUGAUGCUGGAGGAAUAACAGAAAAAGAUGUAUGGCUUGCACAAUUUAUGGAUAAAGCUGAGUCUCUAAUUAAGCACGAGCAUAACGAAUAA
Molecule: messenger RNA, 1185 nt
Organism: Blepharisma stoltei
Lineage: Eukaryota; Ciliophora; Heterotrichea; Heterotrichida; Blepharismidae
Source: the annotation of a GenBank genome assembly